CCUCUUCACUCUGAUUGGUGGAGGUCCACCGAGGUCAAAGUUUUACUUCCGCGUGGCUCAGCUAACAUGGCGGAUAAAGACAAGAAGAAGAAGGAGAGUAUAUUUGACUUGUCAAAAUACAUCGACAAGCCCAUUCGGGUCAAGUUUCAAGGAGGACGAGAAGCGAGCGGUGUUCUGAAAGGGUUUGACCCAUUGCUGAACCUGGUAUUGGACGGUACCAUCGAGUAUAUGCGAGAUCCUGAUGACCAGCUAAAGCUAACAGAAGACACCAGGCAGCUGGGGCUGGUGGUCUGCAGAGGCACGUCGGUGGUGCUCAUCUGUCCCCAGGACGGCAUGGAGGCUAUUCCCAAUCCUUUCAUACAGCAGCAGGAUGGCUAACAUGCACUUUGUAUACACACAUACAUGCACACAUCUGGAUAUUUUGGACAUUUUUUGUUGUUUUCUCGUGUAAAAUCAUAGUAGCUGCAAUGCCUACACGAGAAUGUAUUUUUGUUUGAAAUAUUCACACAUUAGUCAGAACUUCACUUUGUGAUGUGUGUUUUUUUAAGUUGAGGCUUGGAAAGUGUUAUCAGGAAUGUUUUCCCUUUUCCUUGUUUUUGAUAAGAAAUAAAACUGUUUUGAGUUUUGUACUUUUGUGCACUUCUAUUUUAAAUGCACAGUCCUGAAUGAUGCCAAAAGGCAUUGAAGUACGCACUCACGGGACACAGUAUGUUUAUUAUGGUGUUUGUAGUUUGCAUCACAGUGACAGCUCUUUUUAAUAUUUUUGUUACCUUUUUAGCUAAAUCAUGGUCAAAAUGGAAGGUAACCACACACGGUAUGGUGCAGUGGAGUAAAGGAAAAGUGCACUUUUUUGGGAAGGGAAUUUUGCCUGUCUUCCACAAUCCUUAUGUGAGCGUUUUAAAGAUAUAAAAACAGAUAAAAGAGGCAGGUAAUUAAUGCACAUAAUGGGACACCUACUAUUAAAACACAUCCAACAAGAUUUUAUGGUUUUCUGUUCAUGAUAAUAUGUAAUACUUGUAUUUUGCGUAUUUUGGCCAUUUGUGCGUUGAUUUCACAUAGCAGCAUUGAAAGAAACGCUACACUUGGCGUUAACUUUCCCAAACUUAAAAACAAAAGCAGUAGCACUGGUGGAUGCUUCAAUAUGCCUGAGGCACUGUGAGUGAGCAUGUGGAGAAGCUAGUAGCUAGCGGGCUAGUAGCUAGCCGGUGUGGUGUGGCGAGGUAUCACUAUGCCAGUCAC
This is a messenger RNA of Dunckerocampus dactyliophorus (ringed pipefish), 1239 nucleotides long. It is a transcript of the gene lsm7, whose product is annotated as LSM7 homolog, U6 small nuclear RNA and mRNA degradation associated. Bases 67 to 378 code for a protein of 103 amino acids. The record is from RefSeq and is a predicted model, not a curated record. Gene Ontology annotation, biological process: mRNA splicing, via spliceosome; nuclear-transcribed mRNA catabolic process. Gene Ontology annotation, cellular component: Lsm1-7-Pat1 complex; U12-type spliceosomal complex; catalytic step 2 spliceosome. Gene Ontology annotation, molecular function: RNA binding. Lineage: Eukaryota; Metazoa; Chordata; Actinopteri; Syngnathiformes; Syngnathidae. The transcript has 4 exons.